GCCUUCUACGGCAGCAAGAAAAGCAAAAGAGAUUCAUUUUGAAAGAUCUAUUAUUGUUAGUGAAGACGACAUAUUGUUACAUAGGAAAUUAAACAAAAAUCAACUCAUUGCAUAUGAUCUGAUUACUGAAAGGAUAUUUUCGAAUAAAGCUGGUGCCUUUUUUAUAAAUGGUCCAGGAGGAACAGGGGAAACUCUUUUAUACCGUGCUUUAUUAGCAAUUGUAAGAUCUAUGGGAUAUAUAGCUUUGGCAACAACUACUUCUGGUGUUGCUGCUUCUAUUCUUCCAGGUGGACGUACUGCACAUUCACGUUUCAAAAUCCAUAUUGACAUCCAUGAAAAACCAGUUGCAACAUUAGCAAAGAAAUCUCACUUGCAGGGUUAA
This is a messenger RNA of Nicotiana tabacum (common tobacco), 382 nucleotides long. The record is from RefSeq and is a predicted model, not a curated record. Lineage: Eukaryota; Viridiplantae; Streptophyta; Magnoliopsida; Solanales; Solanaceae.